Messenger RNA from Cheilinus undulatus (humphead wrasse), 5571 nucleotides. RefSeq names its product raftlin family member 2 (gene rftn2). The transcript has 9 exons. NCBI's taxonomy places the organism in Eukaryota, Metazoa, Chordata, Actinopteri, Labriformes, Labridae. The record is from RefSeq and is a predicted model, not a curated record. Bases 265 to 1584 code for a protein of 439 amino acids.
CCUUUCCACGCUCCAGACCCACAGCCACAUCAGCGGGACACUUUUUAAUCAAACAACCGCUCCGUUAACUCAUCCUGCGUUUACCGGCGGGCUUUCUGUCUUUGUCCAGCCGUUGAGAACCAUCGAGGGAUUAACCGGGAGCACGCGGAGGGAUGUAACGGUGCCGUUAAAGUUGAAGACACGAGAGAGAGAGGCUGAAUCAAAGCGGCUCCUCCGGGGCUCUCCCAUCACGCUGAGAGAGCUGCUGUCCCCGCCUCUGAGGCCAUGGGCUGCGGGUUGAGGAAGCUGGAGGACCCGGAGGACAGCAGCCCCGGGAAAAUCUACUCCACGUUAAAGAGACCGCAGGUGGAGACCAAAACCGACACGGUCUACGAGUACGUGCUGCUCGACUUCAGCCUGGAAGGUAGCCGUCCCACCGUGCAGUAUGUGUCCUCGCUCUCUGAGCUGCCACAGGCCCUGCAGCCGUAUUACACUCAGGGUUACGUCCUGGCCGCGCUGCAUCCCAUCAUCCUGUCUGUGGGUCGAACGCGCUCGCUGCCCUUCAGCCUGCUCUACAGAGCCAUUCUCGCCCGUCCAAGACCCAGUAAGCAGAUGGCGUCCAUGUGUCACAGCGUGCCCAUGUUAAAGGUGGAGGAGUGGCCGUUACCUGGAGAGUCUCUGACGGGUGACACGGUCAGAGCGCUCAUUGACAGGGUGAACAGCAGCGCUCGAGGGGGCGUUCGAUUCGUCGGCUCAGUCCUCCAGCAGGUGAGCGGGAUCACCAACGGCAGAGUUCACAGUCCGAAGAGGAGCUGUCGAUCUCCUCCACGUACUCCUCCUCGAACCCCGCCAGGAGACAGAGAGCUGGAGGAGAACACCUACAGUCCAGACCUGCGUCUGCUUGUCUUCUUUCACUCCUGGGCUCCCGGCUGUGCCCCUCUGGACUCUCUGGCCUGUCAGUACCACCAGGGGGCGCUCUCUAUGCGCGUGUCAAGGAAAGGUCAUGUGGUCAGCGCUCUGGAAGCUGAUUGGCUGGAGCUAACUGCUGCAUAUUAUCGUAAAGGCUGGUCAUUGGUGGACUCGUUCGUCUACUGGGACACUCCCAGAGGUGAGCCGGUGCCCAGGUCUCUGGAGGGAUUGUUCGUCUAUGAGGAGAGGAGCACGUCUCCUCCUGCCAACGACACCAUCGUGGUCGAGCAGUGGACCGUCAUCGAGGGCUCUAAUGUAAAAACAGACUACGGUCCACUCCUUCAUACGUUGGCUGAGUUUGGCUGGCUGCUCACCUGUGUGCUGCCCACGCCCAUCAUCAGACACGACAGCGAUGGAAACUUGGCCACCAAACAAGUCGUGUUUCUGCAGAGGCCGGUCAGAGGUCAGAGUUCCGGACACUCCAGGAACCAGACUCUGUCUGUGCACAGCGACGUCUCCAGUCGCUCCGUGAGUCGCUCCGUCAGCAGCUCCGUCCCCACAGAAGAGCUGUCCCCCACGGCAGGGGGCAUCGGGGGCUUCCCCGUAUUUGGAGGAGGUUACCCCAGCGCAUUGUCUCACCUGGAGGAGGGGGGCUUCGAGCAGGAGGAGGGGAAAGCUGAGGUCACCUGUAUGUGAGGAGGGCCGACAGACGGACAGAUGCAGCCUCGCUCUGAGAGGAUUUAAAACGCUGAUCCAGACUUUCUUCAUUCCACCAUCAUGUCCGUCAUCCAUCUCUUUAUCAGAGACUUCAACACCGAAAAACUCAGCACUUUUUAAAAAAUGUUUUUUUAAUGAAGCCAUAAAAUGAGGUUUGAAUUACAAGUGUUCAAAACUUUUAUACAGAUCUGUCUUUGGGAGAAGUUUUACACAUUUUAGAGCAAUUUACGGGGAUCAGUUCAUGUGUUCAUGGGGAGCUGUAACAAAACUACAGAGCACAAACACUUUAAGCACACUCUUGGAAAAAUGCAGUUGGUGAUACACUUCAGUAUAAUUAUUUCUUUGGGAUACACAUAUUAAAUCAAGUUUUAAUUUACAAAAUGCACGCCUCACUGAUUGAAAAAAAGCAGAGAUUAGUCUUCAAUGUGUAAAGCCGGGUGUAUACUGUGUGAUUUCAAGCCGGCUCUCUCAAAGUUGUGGAGGAGCAUCAGCCUACACUGGGCCUGAAUCGUUUAUGACACACGACCAACAAGUCAGAUUCUCAUUAAUACGGUUCAAGUAGCUACAUACAACAAUAAAAACACCUUAAUUAUCUGUUUUAACACAUUAACAGCGUCACCAGCAAACACAACCAGCAAGUAGAUAAUAACAAAUAUUCUGUCAGCUGGUUUUAGUGAUGGAUCUUUUGGUUCAAGAGUCAAUUCUCUCAGCUUACAAAUGGCUUUGUCUGGCUUUUAUAAAAUUAGCCAAAUUUAGUGGCUAUGCAUGAUGAUAUCAGCAUGAAUUGGUACCAGCAAAUAUGCAAAGUUCUGCACAUAUUUAUGGUGGAGUUUUAGUCAGCUGAAGUCUCUCUUUUUCCAUCCUCAUUCCUUAAACUUUUUAAAGAUGUAUUUUUGGGCUUUUUAUACCUUUUAUUGAUGGAAGUGGACACUUGAAAAAGUUGCAAACAGGGAUGAGACUGGGAGAGAGACAUGCAGGAAAGGAGCUGCAGGCUGGGCUUGAACCAUCCGUGCACAUUGGGUGCGACCAAACUGCUCAGCCAUCUGCGCCCCACAUUCCUUAAACUUUAAAGUUUGUUUUAAGGACUAAAGUUUUAGGUCUGGACUGUUUAUGUAGGUUUUAAUUCAUAUGUAUUGGCUGAACUGACCUUGCAGCAUGUAAGCCUGUGUUUGAACAGAUGGUGUAAGAUAAUUCCUUUAUGCUGAGGUGUAUCAAAUUAAAAUGAACAUGAGUCAGCUCUUAGAUUUCUUCAUGAACGACAAAUCAUUAUUGUCUGCUGGAGGUCUGUAGUUAGGCCUGUGUGCUGUAUGUUUAUUUCUUAUUGUUGGGGAAGGCCCUUCAAAUAAGCGUGCCUGCUGUUGUCUCGGUGAUUGAGACGCUGUUCAACAGUUUUACAUGGGGAAUAAAAAGGCCCUAAAGUUGGGAAAUCUGCUUGCUCGUGAUGUAUGAUAUUGGGCUUUUGCCAAUAUCCAAUGUGCUGAUAUUUACUCAUUUUUGUCAGUGCUGAUAAUAUAUACACUCCUUUAGUAUCCUAAAAACACACCAAGCGUCCUCAGUGUAAAGAAAGGCUGAGCCAAGCAGAGCUGAGAGGGAAGUAGACAGUCUGAUAGUUGUUUUGAUACAGCUGAUGUAUCAGCUUUGCACAGUCAUGUGCAUUGUAAGUGUGUAGGGCGCUAAGGAUUCAUCAGGGGGCCCGAUGUGCCACAACCUGGUGCUGGAGUGGGCGGCUGCUAGAGUCAAGCUCAACACAUGUUGAUAAACAUGUGUGUUGCUUUAUAGCCAAGAUCAGGCUUGACUCCAUCUCCUUUUAUUCAUCUCUUUUCACCUCUGGUAAACACCCGGAGUCCGCCGGUGGUUUUCGGGCCCUUGGGACAUCCACAGCAUGGCCAGGGGCUCAUGGCAAACCUACUACCUUCCAGGACGGUACCCCAGGCUGUGCUUACUGUGCCACAUCCACUCCUUACUCCGCCAUUAAGGUGUGGAGUCUGCUUUUUCAACAGAUUAUUUUCCCAUGUCUCUGGUAACAUGCAAGGACAUCCAGAGCACGAGGGUUGUGUAAAUUCUCCUUCCAAUGGUGCCCUCAGGCAGCUUACUCCCCACACCUAUGCCUUACUAUAGCUUCAGUUUUUGGCCUAAACAUGCCAUGAUGUUCUGCACAGUACUGUGUAGCAACAGAAAUUUCAUAUCUGCAAAUACCAAUAUGUAAUCUUUUAAGUUGGUAUCUGCUGAUUUCCAUACGAUAACAUCACGCAUCCCUUCUGCUCAUGGUUCUGCUCUCACUGCAGGAGUGUGACCAGUAGUACAACUAAAGUAUCAAACAUGGCAGAACUCCAUCCAACCAGUCAGGAGCAGGUGAUCGGGCAGUCAUGUCCUCAUGUAAACUGGUCCAAGUGAGUUAGUAACUUAAAAUUCAUGUUUGAAUCAGACUUAAAUCACAGAGUGUACACCUGGCUGAGAAUAACAUGAGGUCCAGCUAAAACAUUCCUUUCAUGAAUUCUCUGCAAUAUUCUUGAUCAUUAAAGGACUGUAGAUUUUAUUUUUAAAUCACAUUUCAAAAAGUUUCACUGAAUUAAACACAACAAACAGCCAUCUUAAUGAAAAUACAUGUUCAGAGAAACGUUAUCCCCUGCAGAAAGCCUUUCAUACUGGGAUCAGAAUAUUUAACAGACGGUCUGUGUCUCAGUAUUUUAAGUACAUCAGUGUUAUUUCCCUAAAGAAGAGGCCAUAUCAUCUUUUAUAUUUCAUGAUUCUCCUCCAUACGAACACCUGCCUCCAUAACUCUAUGGAAUGGUUUUAUUUCUCAUGCAUAUCUUUAAAGUAUUUAAAUAUUUGAUCAGCCAUGUUACUGUUGUACAUUUGUUUUCUGCAAACUGCUGCUUUACCACCUUUAUGGUACUUCCUCUUUCAUGGAUGAAGUUCUUCAGAAAGUAUUAAGACUUUUUUUUAGUAGAAACUCCAUUGAUUGAACACUCUGAGGUGUUUGAAAGUGUUUCUGUGGAUGUUGGAAAAGUCAAAGGAAGUAUUUUGUUGCUUUAGAAGGAAAUGCCAAGUCUUGAGUCUGUUGGUGUAAAGAUGUGGGGUUUUAUGUUAAGAUAAGAAACUGUUUAAAAAACACCUAAAUCUUUGACCAAGCUUGCUGCGGUUUAGUUGCAUUGUGGGUAAUGUAGGCAGCAUGCUUUGAGAAGGAAAAAGAAAGUGUAAUUCAAAAAAAGAGGGUGUUAAGGAGUGAAACUGCUAAUGUUUGAAGCCCUGUGUUGAUGCUGUUAAAGGGACACGCUGCUGUAUAUAUUUUAGACAUUAGUGUUUUUAUUUCUGCUCGCUGUGAUGCAUGUUGGUAGGGUUUAUGGGAGAAAGGGAUCAAAAACAGCUGAAGUAUAUUUUAGAUAUUUCAGUGUAUUAAAAAGCUUUGAUUCAUGAUGUGGUUUAAACUAUUGUAGCUUCAUCAGCUCAUCAUCAGGGUUUAUUUACUAAAUGUCAGUAUUAAAAUUCAAACCUUUCCUUUUGGAAAGUUGUAAAUUUUUGCUUCCUUUUAUUAUCAUUGGUGUUUUUUUAUUGUAUUAAACACUCAUUUCCCAUGGUCCCUGACUCCUGUCUGAUUUACAACCUCUUGGGGAUGAACAGUAAUGUGUUUGCUUGGACUGUGCAGUUAUGGCAAGAGUUAUGAUGUCUAUUUAGAUUUAAAUUGAGGCUAGGAUUAUUAAACAUAAUUACUGUAUAUAUUUGAAUCAUGCUCCUUUAUUUUUUUAACUUAAAUAUUUCUAACAUUGUCAUGUUAAACACUUUGAAAAGCAGGCAACCAAUAGAAGUAAAUCAGAGAAAUAGUUGUAAAUAUCUAUUAAAAAUAAGUAAAAAAGCAAAGUAAGAGCAACAGUCUGCAGUACAUCAUUUGAUCUGGAUUUUCUGGUUUUCAUGAUUGUGUAAAGUUACAAUUAAAACAUGAUUAAUUUCCUGACUUUAGUAUCUAUU